GUACAGCAAUGGCGGCAAGCGUAUCGCUACUUGCAAUGUUUACGUAGAAACAUGGCGUUUGUAAUGUUUUUAUCAUAACCUAUAGCAUUAGUCAUGAUAUCUGAGUCAACACAUGUAGGUACUAGAUAAAAGAAAUUAAAUAUGGCGAAACGAAAUUGAUUCUGGAGUACAUUUUUAUGAAACAUUUGCUGACCAACAGUUGAGUUGGUGUCGUGUAGUAACUUGUUUCGGUACUUCUGUUGAUGAAUGAGAGAAAGUGUCAGACGAAUGAAAAGAUUUGGAAACAUUCCUCUGACUGUGGGCUGAUGUGACUGCAUGAAAUGAGAAACCAUGUGCCAGUUUGAGUGCAAGCACUCGAUAGCAAGAGACACCCAGGUCGACCAGUUCAGUUUUGGAGUUCUGAAAGAUCAAUGCUAGAUUCAAUUGGAUACCCUAGGCCAAUCAGAGUUACUGCAAAAGUGGACAGUCGACUAAAUCACGAUGCUGAAUAAAACAAUACAGUAAAUAAACCUGAGAUGGCUAUGGGAAGUCGAACUGGGAAGGAUCCUGCUAUGUUUUCCAAUGCUGUCAAUGAUCUGGUCAGCAUCUCAUCACCAGAUCCAGGUGCUAAUAUUACCAUGGACAUUCUGGAGCAGCAACAGGCAAAGGAGCAGGCGCGGCUGCUGAAUCGUUUCCGUGAACUUCGUCAGUGGCAGCAAAAACAGCAGGACCAGCUGAUGCAACAGCAGCAUCUACAGCUUGAAGUGUUGCGUGGAGAGCAGCUUCGUGUGCAGAUGCUCAUUGCUUCACAGCGAGGGGCCCAGUGGGGUGAUGGAAAAGUGACCAAAGCAGAAGGGUUUCACAAGCCCUCACCACUGCUGAUGACACCACCACAUCAUGCAAGAAGAGGUGUUGGUAUUGGAGCAGAGCUUGCCAAAACUAUAAUGACAGUCUCCACAGACAGUGGCUUAGUCACCUCAAUGGGGGACACACUGGAACCACCACAGGAUUCUCUUCCAAAGCCCAUCAUGUAUCCAGUCUCUCCAUCCAAUGAUGAAGACAAAUAUACAAACCCUGAACUCUUCAGCAAUCCUGGCUCUCAAGGUGAUGAGCUUCAGUCAUUGGAUGAGCAGUGUCAGUAUCUGGAUCAAACUGAUGGUAGAUCAGAUGCCAGCAGCGACAGUUUUAUCCUUCCUCCUGUGCCACCAGACCCAAAGCUGGCACGAUUAGCCACUUUAGGCCAUGGGGAGACAAUCUGUUGACUUCUUUAAGUACUUUACAGGCACUCCUCAACAAUGCUGCACCAAACUUUUUGCAGCAGGUGUUGGGACUUCUACCCAAAGAGCAGCAGGCACUGCUCCAUGAACGGCAGCAGGCAGUGGUGGAGGAGUCUGCAUCGCCAACCUUCUCACUUGUCCACACUGCUAGUAUUGCUCGACAGCCAACCAGAGCCUCUUCUUUGACUUCAGCUACCAUGGAGCAGACAUCCCUGCCUGCCACACUGUCCUCAAAAUCUGCAUCUCAGUCUGAGAAUCAUCUUCAGAUGCAGGGCCACUGGGAGCAGCCUCUGAUGUCAGACAAACAUCCAUUCCAUCAAGCCCAGCUGCUCGACAAACAGCCAU
This is a messenger RNA of Pomacea canaliculata, 1601 nucleotides long. RefSeq lists its product as uncharacterized. NCBI's taxonomy places the organism in Eukaryota, Metazoa, Mollusca, Gastropoda, Architaenioglossa, Ampullariidae. The record is from RefSeq and is a predicted model, not a curated record. Bases 516 to 1241 code for a protein of 241 amino acids. The transcript has 5 exons.